This is a messenger RNA of Andrographis paniculata, 2399 nucleotides long. Its product is annotated as nuclear poly(A) polymerase 3. The coding region runs from base 241 to 1791 and encodes 516 amino acids. NCBI's taxonomy places the organism in Eukaryota, Viridiplantae, Streptophyta, Magnoliopsida, Lamiales, Acanthaceae. Gene Ontology annotation, cellular component: nucleus. The transcript has 10 exons. The record is from RefSeq and is a predicted model, not a curated record. Gene Ontology annotation, molecular function: RNA binding; poly(A) RNA polymerase activity.
UAUUAUGCAUACAGACUGACAGCGACCGACAUAGCGUAACCCCACAGGAAAUCUUCCUCCCUUUCUUCCAUACUGUAUACUCUCUCUCUCUCGCAGAUAGAUCGAUCAAACCCCACCCACCCUUUGCCAGUGCCUGUGCCGAUGCGGGCGCGCAUUCGUCACUUUUGAAUUCUAGCUGCUCGAUCGAUACACACAUACACACACUCGUUAUUCCUUCAAAUUCAAGAUUUGCUGCGAUGCAUGGAAUUCUUGAUUCAAGAACGCUUCUUCUUAACCUUUCCCCCCUACCCGCCGCUACUGUGUCCUUUCUGUCACCUGCGCCUUCCUUCCUUCUUCGCAUCCUAUCCAGAUUUGUAUAGAGCAGAGCGUGAAAGAUCUUUGUCUUUGCUUCAGCUUAUGAACAGUGAGGGAGUGGUGCCGACUCCGGACAAGGAAAUCAAGAGAAGAAACGCUGUAGACAGUCUGAAAAAGAUUGUGAAGCAGUGGGUCAAGAGGGUUGCUCAUCGGCGCGGAUGUCCAAAGAGUUGUAUCAGGGAGGCAUCUGCUACAAUCCUGAUAUAUGGGUCAUAUGGCCUCGGGGUGGAUGAUCACGAGUCUGAUGUCGAUGCUUUGUGUGUUGGACCAUGCUUUGCCACUAUGGAUGAAGACUUCUUUAUUGUUCUUCGAAACAUGCUCGCCAGUCGACCUGAAGUUUCAGAGCUCAUAUGUGUCAAGGAUGCCAGAGUUCCUUUAAUGCGAUUCAACUUCGAUGGGGUUCCAAUAGAUCUUCCAUAUGCCAAGCUUAGCACAGUACACAUUCCUGAGAAUGUGGAUGUACUCAACCCAUUCUUCCUGGCAAAUAUUGAUGAGGUCAGUUGGAGAAGUCUGUCCGGUCUACGUGUGAAUAAGAGCAUCCUCCAAUUUGUGCCAAAUAUUGAGGUAUAUCAGUUGCUUCUGCGGUGUGUCAAAUUUUGGGCAAAAAGGCGAGGCAUUUAUGGGCAUUGCUUUGGAUUUUUUGGAGGGGUGCAUUUGGCAGUCCUGGCCGCAUUCAUCUGCUGGAGGCAUCCGAACAGCCAACUGAGUGCGCUGGUUUCGAUUUUCUUCCAGACAUUUGCGUUCUGGCCUUGGCCAGCACCCGUGGUCCUGGGAGAGAUGAUGCCGUCGACUCAGAACCAUGCCGUAUUAGAGAGGUUGCUAAUGCCCAUCCAGUUUCCAUGCAGCUCAAGUGAGUACUGCUAUUCUAACAUUACCAGAAGUACUUUCAAUCGGAUCGGAAAAGAGUUCCUGCGAGCUCACGCUCUCACAAAGGGUAUUCUGCAGCAGCAGGAUUUUGAAUGGAGUCUCUUGUUCGAACCGCAUGUUCAUGCAAAAGAGUACCAAUGGUUUCUCAAAAUAUGCGUCUCAACUCAUCGGCCAGACAAGCUAGCAGAGUGGGUUGGGUGGGUAAAGUCUCGAUUCCGCUGUCUUAUUAUCAAGUUGGAGGAGUUGCAGUGGUUCUGCGACCCGAAUCCAAGAGAGUUGUGUGCAGGAGGAGGAGGGGGGACUAGGCCGCAUGUAGCAUUCUAUUGGGGGCUAGGCCGUAGCGGGGAUGAGGUUGACAUCAAGAGCAUCAGGUCAGGUUUCGUGAAGACGGUGUCCAAUGGCUACGAGGGGCACAUUGGAAUGAUAGAGUUGGCGGUUGUUGCAGCAGCAGAAUUGCCCUUGCGCAAGAACGAGGGCAUCAUCAUCAUCGAUGGCACCAAGCUGGCGUGCCCACCCUGGGCCUUGGGGGGGUGCGGGCGUUCGCGAUGGAAUGACUGCUUGGAGUCAUGAUGGUGGUGGUGUCCCCAACCUCAGCCUCGGCAUUACUUUGCAUGUGACAACACAACACCAUGCCUCCUCCUGCUCCUGCAGCAGCACACUGGAAUUGUAUUGUAUGAUACCCGAGUAGCAUCAAUAGUUAGUUAGUUAGCUAGUUCAGUACAGCAGGAAAUAUAGAACAUCGAUCAGAGGCUUUCUUUUUGCUUGUGUGAGUGCAGUCAUCCGUCCGUCCGUCCUGAAGAAUGAAAGCAAGCCUUGCCUUGCCUUGCCUGCCAAACACAACAGCAGGUGAGCAUAUAGCAGCAUGGGUGUAUGCAUGACUUCAGGCUCUGCUUCUUUCUAGUGAGUAGUGAGUUUUAGGACUGAUACGUACGAUGAUGAUGAGCUCCUAUUGAGUUUUACCCAAUCUUUCUGGGCUGGGGGUCCCUAUGAUUCUUGGGACUGAUAAGUUUUGAGGGGUCAAAUACGGGGAAUGGAGGAUGUUCUUUCAAGCAAAUCCCUGCAAGCAAAGCAGUCCUGCAAUGCGGUCUCUGUCUCUGUCUCUGCUCGCUCACCCUAUCUUGAGAUUCUCUUAAAGAUUAACCAUAGAAUCCCUUCAAGUGAGCAUCCAAGAAGUGAUG